Molecule: messenger RNA, 489 nt
Organism: Pistacia vera
Lineage: Eukaryota; Viridiplantae; Streptophyta; Magnoliopsida; Sapindales; Anacardiaceae
Product: serine/arginine-rich splicing factor SC35-like
Exons: 5
Coding region: 85-474 (129 amino acids)
Molecular function (GO): RNA binding
Source: RefSeq, a predicted model, not a curated record
AUUCGUCAUCGUAGCUUAACUCAAACCCUAGCUCCUCUCUCUCAGUCUCUCACAGACUCGCGCUCACUCGGUGGCAGAGACGAGAUGUCGCAUUUCGGGAAAUCAGGACCUCCAGACAUCAGAGACACCUACUCCCUCCUCGUCCUUAAUAUCACUUUCCGCACCACCGCGGACGACCUCUUUCCUCUCUUCGACAAGUACGGGAAGGUCGUCGAUGUCUUCAUUCCCCGGGACCGAAGGACUGGUGACUCGAGAGGUUUUGCUUUCGUUCGAUACAAGUAUGCGGACGAGGCACAAAAGGCUGUGGAAAAGCUUGAUGGAAGAGUUGUGGAUGGAAGAGAGAUUAUGGUUCAAUUCGCCAAGUACGGUCCAAAUGCUGAGCGAAUUCAGAAAGGGAGGAUAGUGGAGACAACUUCAAAAGAGGGAGGCAGGUCAAGAAGCCGCAGUCCUCGUCCAAGGUCAGGAUCAUUUUGAAGAAUAUGCCUGUUU